UUGACGUCUACUCAAGAAUGAGGAAGAAGGUGGUCUUUUCCCCCUCCCCACUUUUCCUUUGAUUAUAAAACUGUAGCCCACUAAGUUCUCGGAGCACGGCACCCUCUCACCCAGCCGCUUGAGAACUCUCACAAGUGUCCUAUUCUAAUAAAUCACUUAUCUGUCGCUUUGCCUCUCCCUGAAUUCUUUCUGCGCUGAGACAUAAAGAACUGAAGCUCCUCGGAGCCCCCAGACGCAUUUCAGCGGUUUCAGCUUUAUGGGAUAUUCAGGAAAGGGUGAAAAUGGGGUGGGGAUGUAGAACUCCCAGGGAUGGGAAGCUGAGGAGAAAGAAAUGGAACUUUCAGGAAAAAUUUCUAUAGAAGGUAGGUGGAGGAUUACACAAAGGAGUCUCUAGGGGCUGUUGCUGAAGUCUAAGAGAGGCAAACAAGAGGAUCAUGGAGGAAAAGGCUGAAGUUAAAGAAGUAACACUGCAUAUGCUAUUGAGAUGCAGGGAACAGUGGAUUCUGGCUUAGGUACCUGGAAGAUUCUUGGUGCCAUUCAGGUAAAGACAGCAAAGAGAGGAGGGUGGGGGGGGGGUGUUUGGAUGAGUUUGCUUUUGGAUAGGUCGAGUUAUUGGGACAAACAGGUUGAAGUAUCCAGUCAGCAGUUACGUAUAUGGGUCUGAGCUUCUGAAACAAAUUCGGGUGUUAGUUGAAAGCAUGGAGUUGGGUAAGACUCUUCGGCAAGAGUGAAGAAUGGAGGAGUGUGGGGGAGGGGCGAGUAGGGAGGCAGAGCCCAGCUGGACACCGGGAUUUAAAGACGCGCAGAGGAAUUUGGUGUUGCCAGAGUUGAGAGGUGGGGGUGGGGAGAAAUAAAAUUAAAUAAAUAAAUAGGUAAAAAAAAAAAAAUGGGGGCAAAGGAACACAAGCAGGAUGAGGAAAGACAAAGGGCGACAUUUUGAAAGCCAAGGGAAAGCCGCCUUCAGGUUCAAGGCGGUUUUGGACGCCGCCGGGAGGUAAAGAGGAGGAUGACUAAUUCUAUGCUAGCCCUCUGUCAAACUGGAGUCCGAGGAGCAGUGGCGGGUGGCAUGGGGCUAAGCCACACCGCAGGCAACGAGUAAAUUGAAAGGGGGAGGCCUUAGUAGUACUAUAUUCUUCAAGGAAGUUUAGCUUUUGACGAGCCAGAAAGGGAGGGACUUGGAGGGUAAUUUAGGGCUCAAGGGGGUAAUCAGCUUCAGAAUUCGGUACUCUUGAGUGGGAGUAACUUUGCAUCUGCCGGAGGCUCUCUUCAGUCCUUUUGGGUCCUUCUUGGGAUUUCCCUUGGUGAAAAAAAAACCUACCACUCUUAAGCUGGAAAAAAAUUGCCACUCAAUAAAAAACAAAACAGCGUGUUGUUUGAAAGCCUUCGCUUUAAAAAUCCUGGCAUGCAAAUAAGGGGCUUUAAUGUGGCUCACAGCGAUUGGUAGGUACUUACCAAGGCCGUCAUUUCCUCGUAGUACAAGAUGCAAACGAAGAGCCUGCUUUCCGCUUUCCUAUUGGCUGUUCGAUCGGACUCAGCUUUUAGCCAAUCAAACCACUUCGCUUCACCCCUCCCGGUAGCUCUUAUAAAUUACAUCAAAUUGGUUAUCCUUGCCACAUCCUUCUCUUUGAAAAAGAAGCUGUAACUGCAUUUUUAGUCAUAAUGUCAGGACGCGGAAAGCAGGGAGGCAAAGCUCGGGCCAAGGCCAAGUCGCGCUCAUCCCGCGCUGGCCUUCAGUUCCCCGUGGGGCGAGUGCACCGCCUGCUGCGCAAAGGCAACUACGCCGAGCGAGUGGGGGCCGGCGCGCCAGUGUACCUGGCGGCCGUGCUGGAGUACCUGACAGCGGAAAUCCUGGAGCUGGCCGGCAACGCGGCCCGAGACAAUAAGAAGACACGCAUCAUCCCUCGCCAUUUGCAACUAGCCGUGAGAAAUGAUGAAGAGCUCAACAAGUUACUCGGGGGUGUCACAAUUGCCCAGGGCGGCGUCUUGCCCAAUAUCCAGGCAGUCUUAUUGCCCAAGAAAACGGAGAGUCACAAGCCUGGCAAGAAUAAGUAAUUAGGAGGCUUGACACCAACCCCACUCACCCCAAAGGCUCUUUUAAGAGCCACCAAAGUGUCAAAUGAAGGGCUGAUCACGAAACAGCGCAUUAGCUCUUUUUUUGAAAACUUGGGUGGCUCUAAAAAGAGCCUUUGGUCUUUGGUUUACUUUGUCUGGAUU
Messenger RNA from Physeter macrocephalus (sperm whale), 2214 nucleotides. It is a transcript of the gene H2AC21, whose product is annotated as H2A clustered histone 21. Gene Ontology annotation, molecular function: structural constituent of chromatin; protein heterodimerization activity; DNA binding. Gene Ontology annotation, biological process: heterochromatin formation. Lineage: Eukaryota; Metazoa; Chordata; Mammalia; Artiodactyla; Physeteridae. The record is from RefSeq and is a predicted model, not a curated record. Gene Ontology annotation, cellular component: chromatin; nucleosome. Bases 1660 to 2052 code for a protein of 130 amino acids. The transcript has a single exon.